CUCCUGCUGCGUAAGUGAAUGAUCAGGUCUUCUCGGUCAGUUCGUCCAUCAUGGCUUUCUCCAGACUCAUUAUCCUAUCUGCUUUCUACUCUGCAGCUUAUGCAGGUUUUGAGUAUGACUACAUUAUUGUGGGCGGUGGCACAGCUGGUUGCGUCCUAGCCAACCGUUUGUCAGCGAACCCAUCCAUCUCGGUUGCCCUCAUCGAAGCCGGACCUACAGUCUUCAACGACUCCCGAGUCCUUUCUGUAAGUCCUGGUGGACCUGCAUGGAACACGGAGCUCGAUUGGCAGUAUACAACAACUCCGCAAGUCUAUGCCAACAAUUCGACCCUCCUCUAUCAUGCAGGACGUGAUCUUGGUGGCUCAAGUACUCUCAACGGCAUGGUAUACCUUCGACCCACGGCUGAUGAGGUGGACUCAUGGUCAGCUUUGGGUAAUCCCGGGUUGACCUGGGACAAUCUGCUGCCUUACUUCAAGAAGAGUGAGCACCUACAACUCCCUACCGACCCUGAGGCCCUUCUUGAUACUUCUUAUGAGGCCAGUUUCCAUGGUUUCAACGGCCCAGUCAAAGUAGGCUGGGGCAAUGAUCUUAGUACAACUGGCUAUGGACGUGCAUUGAACUCAAGCUGGCAGUCUCUCGGGUUCUCAUGGAAUCUCGAUCCCAACUCUGGAGACACUGCCGGACUCGGCUUGUUCCCGCUUGAGAAGGACACAGUCGUCAACAUUAGAUCUGAUUCGGCCAGGUCUUACGUUUUACCUGUCAUCAGUCGCCCAAAUCUGCAUGCGUUUACGAACACUACUGCCUUGGACGUUAAUUUGGAUGGUGUUGGAGCGCAUCAUGGUCCUAGAAAAGCCGUGGUGGCCAAAGGCGUCAACGUUAUAUUACCUUCUGGAAAGAAACAGUUUCUUCGCUCCAAGCGCGAAGUCAUCCUUUCGGCUGGCACAUACAGGACCCCCGGCCUCCUCGAGCGAUCGGGGGUUGGCAACCCCUCUGUUCUGCGCAACAUUUCCGUCACAUUAAAGGUCGACCUUCCUGGUGUAGGAGCCCACCUUCAGGACCAGUGGCUAUUGAACGUCAUCGUCAACCCUAACUUCACAUUAGAGUCAUUGACCAUAGGUUGGAACGCAAGACCUCUCACAGCUUCUUUGACUGCCGCCGAUGUAUUCGAGGACGACCUUGACACUGUCGCUGCGCAGCUCUACAAAGACAUCCCCUCCUAUGCACGAAUUUUGUCCGAAGCGAGUGGCGGUGCCAUUUCCGUUCAAGCACAAGAACAAAUACUACGACUAAGAGCAGACACCUUUUUCAAAAAAGGAGUAGCAAUCGGCGCAAUGAUCUUCCAAGUCUUCGGUGGCAACCACUGGGUAACCUUACCCCUCUCUACAGGCACAGUUCAUUCUUCUUCCGACCCUUCGAGACCAAACUUGAAUCCCAACUUCAUGCAACUGCCUUGGGACAUCAUGGUCAUGCAACGCCUCUCUCAGAUCCAACGCAAAAUUUUCGCCUCUCCUGAGGUGCAAGCCGCUCUCGGUCCUUCCGCUACCGUUGAGAUAUUACCAGGCUAUUCGAAUGUUCCUGCCAACGCUUCAUUGGCUCAAUGGACAGCAUUCUACCGAGCAUCGCUGGCGCCGGUCUGGCACGCUGUGGGUUCCGCAGGUAUGCGUAGACGCGACUGGGGCGGUGUGGUGGAUACGAAGUUCAGAGUGUACGGUGUGCAAGGGUUGAGGAUUGCUGAUGCGAGUGUUAUUCCGUUGGAGCUUAAUGGUAAUCCUACUAGUACUAUCUAUGCUCUGGCGGAGAAGGCAGCGGAGGACAUCUUGGCUGAUUGUGAGAUUGGCAAGGGAAAGCCAUGGAGCUGAAUUUGAGAUGAAAUGGAAUAUCAGAGGGCGUUUGUUGGGAUUGCGUGAUACCUGACAUGCGCUUUUUCUUUUUCCGCGGUCCUGCCAAUGUAAACAGACAAAGCCAGACUAUAAUGGUAAAAAUUUGGUUAC
Aureobasidium pullulans EXF-150 is the source of this 1991-nucleotide messenger RNA. Its product is annotated as choline dehydrogenase. Bases 51 to 1859 code for a protein of 602 amino acids. NCBI's taxonomy places the organism in Eukaryota, Fungi, Ascomycota, Dothideomycetes, Dothideales, Saccotheciaceae. The record is from RefSeq and is a predicted model, not a curated record. Gene Ontology annotation, molecular function: flavin adenine dinucleotide binding; oxidoreductase activity, acting on CH-OH group of donors. The transcript has 3 exons.